Messenger RNA from Uranotaenia lowii, 1776 nucleotides. Its product is annotated as phospholipase A1 3-like. The record is from RefSeq and is a predicted model, not a curated record. NCBI's taxonomy places the organism in Eukaryota, Metazoa, Arthropoda, Insecta, Diptera, Culicidae. Bases 452 to 1759 code for a protein of 435 amino acids. The transcript is spliced from 7 exons. Gene Ontology annotation, molecular function: lipase activity.
UCAGCGUCUCUGGUCACGCAAAGCCAGCUGGGAAGUUCGUUGUCCGCGCCGCGUGUUUGCGUUUCAGUGAUUGAUCGAUUUUUGGUGACAGGUACCCGGUAGUAGUUCCAUUGAUUGAUGAAAAUUGAAGUUUGAGGCGUUCAACUGAAUUAUCUUUAUUCGAGAUAAGAUUUGUCAAUGGAAAGUUCUGAACCGUAACUGCCUUCAAGUGAAACUGCUGAAAUUUGACCGAAGAAAGUUCCAGAAUUGGGUCAACGUGCCAAUUUCGAAACCAGUUGGGAUCGAGAAGAGAAGCUGAUAAUAAAAAUAAAAAUCUGAAUCAUCAAGAGGAGCGGCUCGAAUUGAAGAUUUGGUGUUGUAAUCAGAUCAAUUAAUUCCGUAAGCUUUUUUUUUUUUGAGGAAACCUGUAAGCGGCUAUAGUUUCAAAGGACGAAAAAAUAACAACACAGAAAUGAGUUCCAGUGCAACUAGUAAACGAACGAUACAGAAGAAACGAUCCUCGGUAAAACCAUCAAAGAAAAUCCCAGUAUCCUGGAGGUUUACCUUGAUUUUGACAACUCUGGCUAUUCUAUGGAUAGCUCCCUGGGAUAAUGUUGAUGCAGUACCGGCGGAUGUCGCGAUUCGGAAGAAUAUCGUGAAAUAUGUCACUGGAAAUGGUGUCAACUAUAAAAUUCACUACGACGAGCAGUCCGGGAAAGUGACAGCCAGCAAGGUUGGAAAGGACGAUCAAGUCACUGGAAGGCAGGAUGGCAUAUUGGACUAUUUCCCUGUAGCUUCACAGGCUCUGGAUCAAGAUGAACUGCUGGCAAAUCGACUGGGAAUGGUUGUCGGAGCAUUCAGCAACACUUUGUCGCAGCUAUUUUUCGGCAUCAAUGAAGUUCGCUCGGAGGUUACGUUUUGGUGCUCAAAUGCCGAUCAUGCGGAUUACAUGCAGGUAUUUGUCAACGAUCCAAAUCUUCAUCGGAAAUUAGAUGUUACAAAACCUAUAAUGAUGGUAACCCACGGUUGGACUGAUAACGUUAAUCGAACAUGGGUUAAAGAAAUUGUCGGCGAUUACAUUCAACAUAUUGGAGGAAACAUUUGUUCCGUAGAUUGGAGCCGCCUGGCUCUGGUGGAGUACAAUCUGGCAGCAAGGAACACACCAAAAGUUGGCCGCUAUUUGGCCAAGUUUGUAAAGUUCCUGUUGAAGCAAGGAUUUUCGAUGGACCAGGUGACAUUGGUUGGUCACAGCAUGGGAGCUCAUAUAUCCGGAAUCGCGGGUGCAGCCCUAGAUGGAGUGGUGCCGAUGAUUGUGGGUCUAGACCCGGCCGGACCUUCAUUCACUAAGCCGUUCAUGGUUUCGACAGAAAAACGGCUGGACAAAAGUGAUGCGUUGUUUGUGCAGGCCAUUCAUACGGAUAAAAACAUCAUCGGGACCUCGACGAAUGUCGGGCAUCAGGAUUUCUACACCAACAAUGGUGCGAGUCCACAGCCGGGAUGUGAAUUUCCGCUAGUCAAUAACGACACGACGAAGGCUUAUCUGCAAUUUAUCUGCAGCCACUUCAAGGCGGUCGAAUACUUCCGGGCCUCGCUGAACCGGGAGAACAUUUUCGAGGGAACGUACUGCAACUCCUACUACUACUAUCGUCGGGGUGAAUGCGCCAACAAUACACGAUCCGAUUUCGGGAUGUACAACAACAAACAAGCCCUGGGAGCUCUCUUCAUUGCCAUAGACAAAACCGUGUAUCCUUACGCCAAGUCGAUAUCUCGAAGUACAUGAAGGUAUUUUGUUAAAAC